Messenger RNA from Abrus precatorius (Indian licorice), 1070 nucleotides. RefSeq names its product auxin-induced protein 22D-like. Lineage: Eukaryota; Viridiplantae; Streptophyta; Magnoliopsida; Fabales; Fabaceae. The coding region runs from base 191 to 817 and encodes 208 amino acids. Gene Ontology annotation, cellular component: nucleus. The transcript is spliced from 4 exons. Gene Ontology annotation, biological process: regulation of DNA-templated transcription. The record is from RefSeq and is a predicted model, not a curated record. Gene Ontology annotation, molecular function: protein binding.
ACCUAGAUAUUGUCCCACACUCAUGUUGUUAUAAAAUUGAUGAGCGACCACCUAGUCUUUCACCACAACUUGCAUCACAAUUCUCAAUUAUCGCGUUCAUCUCUCUCUCUUUUCUCCCCCAAGAAAUUUUAGAUUGAACACAGUUCAGGUUUUCAAAAAUUAUAAAGGUGAUCGAUCGCAUAGCUCGUAUAUGUCAACAAAAAUGGAGAAUAAUUCCCUGAGCAGCCACGAACAAGAGCUGAAUUUGAAGGAUACGGAACUAAGGUUGGGUUUGCCCGGAAGUGAUGAGCCUGAUACACGUUCUGUUAUUAGAAGCAACAAGAGAUCUUCACCAGAAGCCAGUGAUGAGUCCAUAAGCAAGAGUCUCAUGAAUUCUAAUGGCUCUGAUAUCACAAAUGAUGAUGAUGAUCAAGACAACGUCCCACCCGCAAAGGCACAGGUAGUGGGGUGGCCACCAAUUCGAUCUUUUAGGAAGAACACUCUGCAAGUACAAGAAAAGAAAGGAGAAGAAGGUGAAGGGAGUGGGAUGUAUGUGAAAGUGAGCAUGGCGGGUGCACCUUACUUGAGGAAGAUGGAUCUCAAGGUUUACAAGAGCUACCCAGAACUCCUUAAGGCCAUGGAAAAUAUGUUCAAGUGCACAUUUGGUGAAUAUUCAGAAAGGGAAGGGUACAAUGGAUCUGAAUAUGCUCCAACUUAUGAAGACAAAGAUGGUGACUGGAUGCUGGUUGGAGACGUUCCAUGGAACAUGUUCGUGUCAUCCUGCAAGAGGCUGAGAAUUAUGAAAGGAUCCGAAGCAAAGGGGUUGGGUUGUUUUUGACCCAAAAAAGGAAAGCAAGACCAUAUCCAUAUCCAAACAUGGAGUAAAGCAUUUUACAGUGACAUCAUCCAAGAGAAUUUCCUCUGUUUGGAUUGAGCAAAUUAACAUGCGCUUAGCCUCUGUGACUGGUCAUAUUUAGCUGAUUAAAAGACAUACGAACGCACUACACCAAUUUCAUUUCCUUUAUUGAUUUGUUUCAACAGCUAGGCGGCUUUUUGGCCUGCUUCAUUAUGUAUACUGUUCUCCUCAAAGC